AUGCCUGGGAAACGACUUAUACAUACAACUGUUGCCCCUAAUUCGAAAAGGGAGUGGAAAGCACUUACCCCCCACAUGAAAUUAGAAGUGUUGAGACCAUUCAAGAAGAAUGAAAUUGCUCAAAUUCCAAAGGCCUUAGGUCCUGUAGCCUGAGUGGCCAUGAUCCAAUAUAAUAAUGAAAGAACAACGUCGCAAGUAGCCUCUCCCUCAAGAGCUUCUCGGUUGAGUCACCACCGAAGUACCAUAAUAGAAAACAUGGAGCGCUUCUUGACCAUAUAGCUUAAAGACCAGAGCCAGUGA
Molecule: messenger RNA, 300 nt
Organism: Fukomys damarensis (Damara mole-rat)
Lineage: Eukaryota; Metazoa; Chordata; Mammalia; Rodentia; Bathyergidae
Gene: Cenpbd1
Product: CENPB DNA-binding domain containing 1
Source: RefSeq, a predicted model, not a curated record